ACUAAUUCACCCAAUGUGACAUUGGAAACAACAGCUGUAACAACAAAAUCAUCCACUGUGGCAUCAGGACCAACUAUUGUGACAUCAGAACCAACUGAUGUGACAACUAAUUUACCUAAUGUGACAUUGGAAACAACAGCUGUAACAACAAAAUCAUCUACUGUGACAGCAGACCCAAGUACCCUAACAAAUAAACCAGUUAAUGUGACAUCAAAAGCAAAUAAUGUGACGAACAAUCCAGCCAUUAAUGUGACAUCAGAACCAACUACAAUAACAACAGAAAUCACUCCUGAUGCCAAUCUCACUAUAGAACCAAGUAUAGCAAGGAAUAUCCUUGGAGUACAAGUCAAGGUGAAACUUGAGGAGAACAUUACAUCCAACAAAUUCAUCUCUGCAAUGAAAACAGGUCUAAAUGAGGCAUUCUUUGAAGCCUUGGAAAGAGCUGGUCGAACUAGAAAGAAGAGAAAUACAUGGAAAGACAGAUAUGAAGUUGAGAUCCUUGGAGUUGAGAGGACCCCUAAUGUUACAUCCAAGGCAGUUGAUACAUCAUUUGUGCAUUAUGAAGAUGGCAAAAUUGUAGAUGCCUUUGUAGCUGUCAGCCUACAUGAACGACUCAAUGACAAUGAGCUCAGUGCCAUCCUUGGAUAUGCAGUUCUGAAACCAGUUCAUGCGCUAGCAGCUCCCCCUCCCACUCCCACAGCUCUACCUGUGUUGCUAUGGAGUUUGGUAGUCACUGUACCAAGUCUCUUGUUGCUAAUGAUCAUCAUCCUGAUGGUUGCCUAUCUCUGCAGGCAAAAGAAGUCAAGAGUCAUAUCACUUGCAGAUGAAACCAAGAAAAGAGAUGUGGAUUCACUUCAAAUGCACAAUUUAGCAAUUGAUCUUGAAAAAGGUGACAUUGUAAACUCAACACCAAUCGUAACUACCGAGUUCUACUCAGACCCAAGUCACCCAACACUUCCAAAUAUCAUUCCUGAAAGCGCCACCUAUAGAAAUGGAAGUGUUAACAAGAGAUGUAGAAUGCAGAUGUUCACUCCAGCGAAACAAACAAGGUUUACCAAUGGUCUUCAAAAAUAUCCACAGAAACAAAAUGAUCACCCACAGGGAUUGGCCAAUUUGGGAUAUGCAUCAGAUGCAUUUUCUUUACCUGAAAGUACUUUAACGAAUGUGACACCAGAGACCCCUAUAGUGCUAAGUGAUGAUACACUUAGCGUUUCAAGACGUAAUCUUCACUUAAAACCAAGAGACAGAUUAUCACGUUCCGAACGCCAACAAUUGUCCAUGAGUCGGCAAACAGGAAAGCGGUUGUCUUUUGAUUCAACAGUUAGACAAGAGCAUCAGGAUCAGCCAAUCAAAAAAGAGCAAGUAUUCUCCACAGAGAUGUCUCCUUAUGCAGGAAUGAAUGGAGAUUUGAAAUCUUCUCGAGAGAGCUUGGUUUCUGGAACAAGUUUCGAUUCAACAGCCUCAAGCGCAAGUCUCUUUGAGCAUGUUGCCAAAAUGAGCAGAUUUGAUGAUAUUUCUGAAAAUAGAGCAGCCAUUCCUCCACUACGUAUUCGAUCUUCAGUCCAUCCAUCAGAUGCAGGCUCCUUUGAACUGCCGACAACUUGUAUAUCUCCCCCUGGUGGGAGAAUUCCAAAUGGUUUGCUAGGUGAUGGGGGUGCUGAACCUAACAUCAAUGGAGAUAUCGGAAGACAUUCCAAAUAUAUUCCUAUUAAGAUUAGAAGUAGUCCAAUGAUAGGACAAGAGGGCCUGAUGAGACCAGGUGAGGUUGAGACACACUUAGAUGACAAGGCAGAGAUGGAAAGACAGAAGAACAAGCAGAGACAUCGUGAAAGGGCAAGAUAUGAUGAUGAAUUAGAGAGCAUGAAGGCGGACCGCGAGGCAAGAAGGAAGCUGUACAAGGCCAAGAAAACAAAGAAAGCUCAUCGAGAUAAAGAACGUGAGGAAGAUGUCUCUAAAAAAUUAGAGGAGGAUAAGAAGCUUGGCAGGAACAUGAGAGCUGGGACCUCACACCCAGAGAGCAAACAUUCCAGGAGACGAAGCUCUUCAGCAGAGUCUCCCAGAGUCCAUAAACAUAGAGAAAAGCAUAAGUCUCAUCCUGCUGCAUUGCACACUCAUCAUCCUAAGAUGCCCAGACAUCACAGUAAAUCAUCCUACAGAGGGCACCACCAGCCUGUAGAAACUGACACCAGAGGGCGCUACUCUGUUGAGAAGCCCUCUAGAAGAGAACCAGUAAAGCUAACUGGAUAUCGCAACUUUGAACCUCCUAAAUAUAGCUACCCCCCUCCCAUCUUCCAUGAACAUUUUGCAAGUCCUGAAAGUGAUGAAAAAUUAGCUCGGAGACGAUAUCUCCAGUUACAACAACAAAAACAACGAGAUCAAAUAGAACGACAACAACUGCUCAGAGAAACCGCUCAGCAACUAGUGAACGAUGCAUUACUUCGCAAAGAAAUCCAACUCCAAAAACAAUCAGAAGAUUCUAAAAUGUUAAAUGAGAUACUGGAUGAUGCAUUCUCAUUGGCUAAUGUUUUAAGACCUGACCAAUCAAAAUCAAGGUCUGAUAAGGGAUCAGCCAAUAACAGUCCUCGUGAUAUAGACCCAAAUUCAGAAACUCAAUCACAAAACAGUGACAUCAAAUCACACCACAGUGACACAAGAUCACACCACAGUGAUCCUAGCAGCUUGAAAAGCUCACGGACAAAACAUAAAUCGUUGAAUGAUGUACUUUUACGAAAGCAGUCAGAAAAAGUAGACUCAAAUUCAAAUUCCCCCAGAUUAGGAAAAUUGACUGAUGAGGAUAGGAAAGUGUUAAUACAUACAAUUCAAGAAGAAUUACAAAGAAUGAAAUUAUCCGGAAAUGAAUGAUAUCACUGUAAUCCCAUAGGGCUUUAUGACUAGAUUAAAACAUGCCCAAAACCUUGCCAAUCAAUGCAAUGUGUACAUACUAUAUUUCAAAGAAUGUUGGUGCUAUUUCCACUGGUAUCCUAGUACAAGGAUAUAUUGGAGGUUUUUACUGUAUCUUGGUGAAUGGUGGAAAUUCUGUAAUUGUAUCAUGCAAAUCAAUUCAUUGUACUCUUAGCUAUGCAAGCUUUCAUGUGAUUAUUUUGUGAUAUGGAGUAUUUCUUCAGUGACAAACUUUUAUAUAAUCUUAAAAUAACCAAAGUCAAAACUCCAUGGGAAAGUGGUUUAAACUGAUGAAAAUGAAUUUAUUCAUUGUCAUUUGACAUCUUAAAAGAUACAGAAAUGGCCAUAAAUGAAUCCUGUUUCUAACCAGUGAUUGUAUUUUAUAUUAAAGUAAAACCAUAUUGAUUGAUACAAUACAAUACACUGAUGCAUGCUUUAAUCAUACACAUUUAUGUGUAGUGCAGUACAGUUUACAAAACACAUUAGUUUGGGUGUAUUUUGUUAUUCCAUUGUUCAUGAAAUCAUUCUGUAAAUUUAUACAUAGAUUAUAUGUAACCCGAAAACAAAAUGUGAUAUAUUAAACAGUAUUUUAAAGAUAGUUUCAUGCGUUUGUUUAUGAU
Messenger RNA from Owenia fusiformis, 3521 nucleotides. Lineage: Eukaryota; Metazoa; Annelida; Polychaeta; Sabellida; Oweniidae. The record is from the annotation of a GenBank genome assembly.